This is a messenger RNA of Metopolophium dirhodum (rose-grain aphid), 2229 nucleotides long. RefSeq names its product innexin inx3. Gene Ontology annotation, molecular function: gap junction channel activity. Lineage: Eukaryota; Metazoa; Arthropoda; Insecta; Hemiptera; Aphididae. The transcript is spliced from 5 exons. Gene Ontology annotation, cellular component: plasma membrane; gap junction. Gene Ontology annotation, biological process: phototransduction. The record is from RefSeq and is a predicted model, not a curated record. The coding region runs from base 322 to 1500 and encodes 392 amino acids.
CAUUUAAUAACGACUGCGAUAGUGCGAGAUACGGUUUGCGGUCUUGUUGUGGUUUUUUCCUUCAAUCAAUAUUGUUAUAAUAAUAAUUUAUAAUAUUAAUACGUAUUUCGUUCUCAUUCAAUAAUAUUUUACGCGACGACUUGUUGCUGCUGUUCGAUCUAUGCCGCUGCGAACACCUGACGUAUAGCGAAUGACGUCUGGCGCGUCGCCGCUUCCCAUUGUUUGCCCAUCACACAGUGUGUAAACGUGCUUUUUGUGUUUUUACAUAAGUAUUAUUGUACAGAUUCUAUCAUUGUGUUGUAACGCACAAAGGACGACGAUAUGGCCUUAUUUCCGAUGCUGUCGUCUGUGGCCGGCUUCAUUAAGGUGCGUUACGUGGUGGACAAGGCCAACAUCGACAACGCCGUGUUCAGAGCGCACUACAGGCUCACCACGGCGAUACUCUUUGGAUGUUGUAUACUGGUCACGGCUAACAAUCUAAUCGGUGAUCCUAUAGCCUGUAUAACUGAUGGUGGCAUCCCAGAACAUGUUAUCAACACGUUUUGUUGGAUUACUCAUACGUUUACAUUGCCGGAUAAACAUGUUGGUGUUGGCAAACAUGUUGCUCACCCUGGUGUAUCUAAUUAUGCUGAGGGCACCGAUCAAAUACGAUACCAUGCAUAUUACCAAUGGGUGCCAUUCAUGCUAUUCUUCCAAGGCGCUUUAUUCUAUAUACCCCAUUGGAUAUGGAAAAAUUGGGAAGAAGGCAAAGUUCGUAUGAUCACUGACGGUGUACGUGGUGCUUCUAUUGGACAAAACGAAGACAGACAAAGUCGUCAAAAACAAUUAGUUCAAUAUCUAAUUGAAACUUUACAUAUGCACAAUGUUUAUGCGUCUGGAUAUUUCUUAUGCGAAAUAUUCAAUUUUUUGAAUGUGGUUGGAAACAUGUUCCUAAUUGACAGUUUUUUGGGAGGUGAAUUUUUCACAUAUGGUAUUAAAGUGUUAGAACUCAGUCAAGAGGAUCAAGAAAACAGAAUUGAUCCCAUGGUAUCUGUUUUCCCAAGAGUAACCAAAUGCACAUUUCACAAGUUUGGUCCAUCUGGAUCAUUGCAGACACAUGAUGCACUUUGUGUAUUGGCAUUGAAUAUCUUGAAUGAAAAAAUCUACAUAUUUUUGUGGUUUUGGUUCAUUAUAUUGGCAGUCAUAUCUGGAAUGGCGUUGGCCUACAGUAUUGCUGUUAUAACAUUGCCUUCAAUUAGAGAAACAAUUUUACUACGCCGUUUUAAAUUUGGUACACCACAAUCAGUUUCAGCACUUAUCAGGAAAACACAGGUUGGAGAUUUCUUAUUAUUACAUCUUUUGGGCCAAAAUAUGAAUAUGGCAGAGUUUAACGAAGUAUUAGAUGAUCUCAGCUCACGAUUACAUCUGGGAAACAAUUUACCAACUGCUCCUUCGACCCUAGAAUUAUCACCAAUGUAUCCUUCGGAUAAAUUGAGACUUCACAAAGAAACUGAGGCUUAGACUUGAUGAACAACAAGAAUCGAUCAAUGUCUGUAUUUUUUUUUAUCUAAUAAGAAAAACAUUUGGAGUUGAAAAUUUUUAAUCUCAAACUGUGUUCAAUACUUAGAAAAACAUUCCAUUUGCAUAACCUUUGAACCUUAAGUUAUUUAUCUGUUAUUCAAAUUUUGUACUAGUAAUCAAUAAUUAGUUCUAAGACAAAAUUUUUCAACGGCAUAUUUUAUUUUAAUACAUUUUUAUAUAUUUUCCAUGUUAAACAAUUGGUAACCAAACUAUUCCUACAUAUAAAUAAAUAUAUCGUAUUCUUUUAUAUUUAAAUGAUUGACUAGCAGUCAUUAUGAUGCAUCUUGGCGCUAAUUAGUAUAAACAAUAACUUUAGUUGUAUUUAAUAAGUUAUUUUGAUUUUCAAUUAGAGGUUAACUUCUAUUAAAAUUGUAAUUAAUUGUGAUAAGAUAUUGUGAACUGUAAAUUUUAAAAUUAAUUUAGUUGAUUUAUUUUAACAAAAUAUUGUAUAAAAAGUCUCCUAAUAUCGGUAUUGAUGAUUUGGUUUUAAUUAUUAAAUUUAAACGACUAAUUAUGUAUUAAAUAAUGAUUUUAAAUAAAACAUGAAUGAACUCGAAAAUUAUACAUUUUAUAUAAGCUAUGAAUUAUUUAAUGAUUAUACACAUUAAACAAUUUUAUUUAUAUGUUAUAUUACACUUACUAAGAAUUAAAUAUCUAUUAUUAUUUUAA